AUGGAUGAGUCUACAAACGAGCCAAGGCCGGGAGACGACGCCUUCAAUGGCUUUCAAAUGAGCCUUCCAGAGAACUGCGUUGAAUACAUGCUCUUCGUCAUCGACGGUCAACCUGAAGCCCAACGAACCACACUCUCGAGCCUGGAAACCAUCAGGAAAGUGGCCCUCCAAAGACUUGAUGAGCUCACCAAAGACUACAUAUGGCAACGUGAGCCUUUGAAGCUUGAAACGAAGAUCGAGAAUGGGUUGGUUUACCUUCAUGGCCAUACUGACUACGGUGACAAUGUGGAAGACGAAUGGUUAAUAGUCUACUUCCUUCGUACAUUGAGCCUUUCCUUCCCCAACCUAUGGAUCCGCAUCUUCGACAGCGACGGCGAAUUCCUCCUCAUCGAAGCCGCCAAAGUUCUUCCCAAAUGGCUGAGCCCCGAGAUGGACGCCAACCGCGUAUGGAUCAACUCGGGCCAACUGUGCAUCAUCCCCCUUCUUCCCUCUUCCUCCUCCUCCUCUUCCAAAACCCAGCAACUCUCCCUCCACGAAGCCCUCUCAGUCAUCCGAACCAACCCAACAAUCCUCACCCACUCCCCCUUCAUUGAAGCUGAAGCCUUCUACCGCCUCGAAAAGUACCCCGGACAAAUCAACUCUUCCCUUCACCACGCUCUCGUCAGCAUCCCUCGCAAACUAGCCUACAUCCUCCACGAACGCCCCAAGGCCGUCGCCCCCGCCACCGAAGCUUUCUACCUCCGCGAUCCCGUCAGUCUGAAACCGCUCCUCGCCACUACUUCAGAGAACCUACUAUUCCCACCAACGGACCUUGUGACUAUCAGCGUCCGUCUGACCAAGGUCCUCUACGCCCAGCUCAAAUCGCAGCACUUUGAUCCGCCGCCGGUAUGGAGGGACCACUUCAAAAUCCGGAGCGCGGAGCUUGAAGAGCUAUCGCUGUCUGAAUCAGAGGAGGGCAGGCAGGCCUUGCAAAGGUUGCAAACGCUCGCCAGGUUGGAAUUGGGUAUGAAGCUCACCACGGGCUUUGAGAUCCUUGCUCGCGGCGCUGAGAAGAGCGAUAGUCGCGUGGCGAGGGAGGUGGCGCUACUGCUUGAGGACCUGGCGGAGGACGGGGAGGAGAAUGCGCUACCGAGCGAUGAGGAGAUUAAGAGGUGGAAGGAUGUGGAUAGGGAAGAUGAUGAUGGGUGGAUGGAUAUUGAUUUUGCGGAUUUCGAGAGGGAGUUGGCUGGACAAACCGAGCAGCAGCAGCAACAGCAGAAGGGUAGUACGGAGGGGACCGCUGGUGAAAUGCCGACGUUCGGAGAUGCCACGACACAAGCCGAUCUGCGCAAGAUCGUCUCCCGAUUUGAGGCGUUCCUGAACGACGAAACAGCAGGUCUGGAUGGGGCUGAGAUUGAUGAGAUGGACCAGGAUGAUGACGAUGAAGAUGAGGACUCGGAUAUGGAUACCGACGACAGCGAAGACGAAGACAAGGAAGUGAGUUUCGACGAAGAGCAGUUCUCAAGAAUGAUGAGGGAGAUGAUGGGGAUACCGACGACGACAGGGUCCGAGACCACCGCCUCUCAGAAGCCUGACAUGAAACCCAAAAACAAAGGCAAGGAGAAGGCUUCUUCUUCUUCUGACGAUGAGGACGAGGACGAGGAAAGCAUGGGCAAGGACGAACAAGAAGAACUGGAAGCUCUCAUGGCUCAGAUGCAAAAGGAACUCAACUGGUACGGCGCACUACAGCUGGACCCUCAAAAGCCCAAGACCUCAAAGACCUCUACGAGAGCGUUAAAGGGUGAGGUUCAAGGAGGAUCGUCAAAGGGCGAAACCCAAGAAGUAGUAGCCAAGACCACGGCGGUGGAUGGUGAGAGUGACGAUGAGGAGGAGGAUGAUGGAGAGGAAGAAGGAGAAGGUGAUGAUGUCGACCUGGACUAUAAUCUGGCCAAGAACCUGUUGGAGAGCUUCAAGAGCCAAGCGGGUAUGGCUGGUCCAGCGGGCAACUUGCUCGGAUUGAUGGGCAUGACGUUACCCCGUGAUGAAGAGGAUUCCGAUGGGGAGGGCAAGCCUCGCUAG
This is a messenger RNA of Sordaria macrospora k-hell, 2058 nucleotides long. RefSeq lists its product as uncharacterized. Gene Ontology annotation, cellular component: nucleus. The record is from RefSeq and is a predicted model, not a curated record. Lineage: Eukaryota; Fungi; Ascomycota; Sordariomycetes; Sordariales; Sordariaceae.